AUGAGUUUCGAGUCAGAGCAGGAAAGAGCCUCCGUCAAGGAGAUCUGGGAGAAGACCAUCCUUCGUUUUGAGCAGCGCACUGGCCAAACACUCGAUGGGCCCUCCCGGGGCCCGGACGAUCUGCGCCGGCUUCUCGACGCGCAUUAUGCCGCGCAGGUGGACGAUAAAGAUGUUUCGACGGCAAAAGAUGUGGGAUUCCAAAUCAUCCAUUGCAUCCAGCUCCUCGGUGGUAUUGCGUCCCAAGGCGCGUCAAUGGUCUUCGCCCCGGCAGGACUGUGCUUCAAUGCUCUUUCUUUUUUGCUGGAGAUCCCAGGAAAGGUCCGUACUUUCCAUAGUGAGAUCGAUGCCAUCUUUUCCGAAGUCAGACCGGCCCUGACCCAGUUUCGGAUCUACGAGCGGAUGGAUGAAAGUGCGCAGAUUGACGCGGCCCUGCGACAGUCCAUCAACCAGGUGAUGAUGAGUUUUGUGAAUCUCUGUGCCGACUGCAUCAAUAUCCACCGUGAGGGCCGCUGGAAGGGCUUCAAGCGCAACGCCAAACGUAUCCUCUUGGACGACAGUUCGGUCCAGUCCGAAUUGACCCUCUUUAAGAAACUGACACAGGAUCAGCUGAAUCUUCAAGCGACCCUGACCCUGGAGGCGGCAAUGGAAACUGGCCAGGACGUCCGGUUCAUGAGGAACACAACCCUAAAGGUCGACACAAACACAAGGGCAAUCAAGAGCGAUGUAUCAGGGCUCGUGGAAGCGGAGCUCAAACGCAAAGUGGAUACUGAGCGGGAACAUAUUCUGGCUACCAUCAGAGCAAAGCUUGGGCAGAAGGACGUCGAGGUAGCUGCGGUCCUCGAGGUUCGGGAUACGAUGUGGAAGAGCUCUAUGAAAGGUAGCGGGAAAUGGUUGAAUGAAAUCGAUGCCUAUAAGCAUUGGAUCGAUAGAGGCUACCCAGCCGAUUCCCUGCUUAUCGUGUCUGGUGAGCCUGGAACAGGCAAAUCUUUUCUAGUCUCUGCGAUUGCCCAUGAGAUCAGAUCUGCAAACGUGGGGGCCACGGCCGAACGCAGCUUAGUCGGCUAUUACCAUUUUUCCGUGGCAGAGGGGAGGGACAACGAUGGCAACAAGAAACGGCUAGAGCAAGCGAUACAGUCAAUCUGUGUACAGCUAGCGGAGCAGGACUCGGUCUACGCGAGGCGUGUUUUUAGCGCGUUAAACGAGUCUGGAAGGAGCGCAAGAUCCAUCAGGGAUGCGAGUUUUGCGGAACUCUGGGCUACACUGGGAGUGGGAAUGCCGGCCAAAAACACGACACAUUACAUCAUCCUUGACUCUGUUGAUAUGCUCAGCCCUGAAGACCGCGAACGGCUUUGGAGGGCGAUACAGCAAGGCGACGAGGGCAGGUCUUACCGCGUUAGAGUGCUGCUCAGCGGCGAGCCCGAGGCAUUGCAGGGAGUCCAACUCCUUUCUUCUCGGAUGAAGACCAUCGAUAUUGCAAACUACAACGGGGUCGACAUCAAAGCAUUCAUCGUGCAGGAGCUAAAGAAGGCGAAUCUCUUCCAAGGAGCAGACAAUGACUCGCGGCGACGAAGACGCAUGGUUGAGGAACAGCUUCUAGCACGCUCCAACCAUUCCUAUGCAAGGAUUCAGCAAGACCUCCGCCAGGUUAAGGAGAUCAUUGCGUCAGGCGGCACCGAGGAAGAGCUGAACCGGGCGUUGCAUGAGUCGAGCACAGAUCCCCGGGAGCUUGUGCGAUCGGAGCUCAAAACAAUGGAAGCGAUGUUGAAGCCACGAGAGAUCGAGGAGAUCAAUGAAAUCCUAGUCUGGGUCGUGGCUGCAGGGUCUUUCAUAACCCUAGAGGAAGUGGCAGCCGCCUUGUUCCUCCGCUUCAAUACCGUCUCCCUCCAGCCGUUGGAUGAGAAGAUCACAGGCAAAUACUCAAAGAUCUUUACCUUGACCUCGACCCUCGGUGGGAGGAUCCUGGCCUUGACAGAUCAUGUGGAGGACUGUGUAAUUGCUCAGCGCGACAGGCCUAGACAGUCAUCAGAGGACCCAAAGAUAACUGCUACAAUCACCAUCACCAACGGAGACCUCAAGAUGGUUCAGCGCUUCUUCUGGGACUUGAACCACUACUCAUUCCUUGAUGGAUUUGCGUUUAGACAAAUGUCCCAGCAAGCAAACGCAGUUCAACGGAAAAUUCAGGUGUACAGAGUUGAUGCUCAUCUGGAGGUGAUCAAAAGGGCCUUUGAUUUCUUCCUUAAUCCACUCGUCGAUAAAAGAGGCAAGGUACUUGGAGAUUAUCUGAUGCGAAAUCUCUCACACCAUCUAAAAGUCCUGUCUGGCGUGACUGGCUUAGACGAACUCCUGCCCACAGAUAAGCACUUCAUUGGAUCGCAUGUCUAUGGCAUGUUCACUGACGGGGACUUUAUCGAGCGAAAUUGGGAAUACUUUCGCGGGGGAUCAUUUUAUUACUGUGAUCAUGACUGUCUCGAAAUUUGCUGGAGUUGGUUAGAUGACCCCGUGGCUAUCGCUACGCUAGGACCCCGUGACAAACGAUGGCUGGCAGAUUUGAAGAAAGACAAAGAUCGCAACCAAAGUCUAUUGGCUCCAGUAAUGCCCAUGAUCGCCCGGAAAUGGCUGCGAGAAACCGAGGGCGACGCGUACAUCACCUACACCUGGAUCGAGGCAUUCUUGGCUCUGGGCGCCAAAUCAGAACAGCAUAACCAGGCUGCGGUAGCUGGGGAAAGCCAGAGGUUGGACAAAAGCAAGUUGAGGAUUACUAUUAACGAAAACGAUUCACGCCUGGAAAGAGUUGUAAAGGCCGAACAGUGGUGCAGACAGUCCUUGGGGGUCACCGAACCAGACUACAUAUGGUAUAUUCGGUUAGGUGACACCUAUUUCGGGUAUAAUGAACAGGAGGCUGCGAACCAGCACUACCAGAAUGCCGCAGCAAUUCUUCGAGCUCAGACCCCCUUGAACAAACGGCAGCUGCGAGAUGUCUACAAAUCUCUAGCAGAGUCGGCGACCAGCCCAGAAACUGCCAUGGAAUUUUGGGAAGAAGCUUCCAAGUUGGAUGAAGAGGACGUGGACAUUCUCUACGCGAUGCUCCAGGAAUAUGCCAUCGGCAAGAAGGAGGACGAGGCGCGAUCAAUCAUUCAAAAAGCUCUCACCAAGAAAGUUCCAGGCAAAGUCUCUACCAUGAUGGCGUUACUGGAGACGGCAGUGAGUAGACGGAACGAAAGUCAUAUGCUGUCCGUUUUCAAGGCAAUCUUUUCUCAGAUCUUCUCGUACCCGGAGCUGUGGGCAGCCUUCCAAGAAGAAUUGGAGGUGGCUAUUGAGACCGCAAGGAAGGCAGGCACAAAUCAUGACCUUGCGAUUCCACUACUGCUCCAGGGCAGUGCUGAGUACUACCUCUGCAGAGUCUCGCCUGGGCUAUCAGCCACUGCCGCAGGUCGUUUGCGAGAAUGCUUGGACUCAAUCCGGGACUGGGAUGAAGUUUCUUCGACAGGCCAAGAGCAGCUGGAUUUCAUUAAACAAAGUGCCGUUGUCCGUCUCAGCAUGCUCUACCUGGAGACGGCCAUGAAAUCGGAUGGGGAAGAGUCAGCAGCAGCCGCUGGGAGAUUGCAGCAGAUCCACGAGGACGACCCAGCCGCAAAGGUCCCCAAGUCGGCCCUUGCAUCACUGUACACAUUCAAGGGACAGAGGGAUAAGGCUCGCGACCUCUUUCGCGCCGACAUGGUAGAAGCAUUCAACAUUUUGGUCGAUGAUGACGUCCAGAACGAUGGAGACGGAUUGACCACGCUGAGGACCCUGUUGAGCCACACCGGCGAUUAUGAGAAUGCACAGCGAGCUGCGUUGCUUUAUCUCAAAAUGCAGUUCGAUAAAACAAUACUCAAAGAGCUGCUUGCCGAAGAGGAGCCCUCGAUCACCGCAGACCUCCUCUCAAAGUAUGAGAAUCACCGACCAAAUGCAAGGGUGCUCCCAGUGGACCAGCCCUGGCAUGAUCUGCAGUAUGUCUGGGGGGAAGUAAGCAGACUCGCGACCGAAGCGGAAUACGCUGAUCGCCAGCGGGCCGCCAAGUACUAUCGAGUCGAACAAAUCUUCGCAAAGCAUGAGAGAGCCCAGUGGUGGGGGUUCCACUGCACCAACUGCUUGCAACCCUGGGAUAAUGACCAUGGUCUACAUUCGUGCAAGUAUUGCUACAACGUGGACCUGUGCGACGCCUGCUGGGGCACACUGCGAUCGGGCGAAAGUGGCCAAGCCUUCGUCUGCAGCAGAAUGCAUGAGUGGUACGAAUUACCGCCGUUGACGAUAGAGCAGUAUUUACGGGCCUGUAGGGAGGUGGUCCUCAUGAAAUCAGACAACGGAGGCGAGGAGGUGCGGUCGGUUUCCAAAUGGCUGGGGACGCUGUGCGAAGAAUGGAGGCUAUCCAAGGCUGACUGGGGGUUUGAGUAG
This is a messenger RNA of Aspergillus luchuensis, 4434 nucleotides long. RefSeq lists its product as uncharacterized. Gene Ontology annotation, molecular function: ATP hydrolysis activity; protein binding. The record is from RefSeq and is a predicted model, not a curated record. Lineage: Eukaryota; Fungi; Ascomycota; Eurotiomycetes; Eurotiales; Aspergillaceae. Bases 1 to 4434 code for a protein of 1477 amino acids. The transcript has 4 exons.